GUGUGAACGAUUGGGAUUUAAUCGCCUCUGUGUCUAUGGAUCGAUCUCCAAUCCAUCCUAUUCAUAUUGAUUCACCACUUGAAUAAAUACGAAGUCGAACCCCUCCCCUCCACAUUUCUAAUCCCUUCCCUCCUACAUUUGCACUCUUCUUUGCUUUUGCUACGCCGACGCGCCGCUUUCAUCCACUGUUGUGGUCAACAAAUCGCCGGUUGUGUUUCCUAGUUUUUUUUUCAGUUACCGAAAGUUCACAGGAGUUGGAUCGAUCUGACGGCGGUGAGGUGAUCACCGUCGCCGCCAGAGAUGAUGUCGUCCGGAAGGUACAUGGCGUACUCACCGUCUCCAUCGCCCGGUGCCGGAGGUAUCCGCGCCGCAUCUCCACUGGUCGAGCAAGAGAAGUAUCUCUCAGAAUUACUGGCUGAGCGCAACAAACUCAGUCCUUUCAUGGCUGUUUUGCCAAAUUGUUGCCGCUUGCUGAAUCAGGAAAUAUUGCGUGUAACUACACUGUUGGGGAAUGCAUCAGUUUUAGAACAAAGUGGGUUUGACCAUGCGAGCCCCCUGGCUUCAGGAGGAAUAUAUUCAAAUGGAGGAGCUAACAUGAACAGAUGGCCGUCACCAUUUCAAUCAGAAAUGUCGGGUUUGAUACAGACUUCUUCUGCACAAAACUGGCUUGGUUCACAUGGCAGCUCAUCAGGUCUUAUAGUCAAGCGAACAAUCAGAGUUGAUAUUCCAGUUGACCAAUAUCCUAAUUACAAUUUUGUGGGGCGCCUCCUUGGUCCUAGGGGUAAUUCUCUGAAACGAGUUGAAGCAACUACUGACUGUCGUGUUCUCAUCAGAGGUCGUGGCAGCAUCAAGGAUCCAGCCAGGGAAGAGAUGAUGAGGGGAAAACCAGGAUAUGAGCACCUUAAUGAACCCCUUCACAUACUUGUUGAGGCAGAGCUGCCAGUUGAGAUAAUUGAUGCUCGUCUAAUGCAGGCGCGUGAGAUACUUGAAGAUUUGCUCAAGCCAGUGGAUGAAUCUCAAGAUUUCUAUAAGAAGCAGCAGCUACGAGAACUUGCACUCCUCAAUGGUACACUUCGAGAAGAAGGGUCUCAAAUGUCUGGUUCUGUAUCCCCCUUCAACAGUACCCUUGGGAUGAAGAGGGCAAAAACAACGGGGUAAUAUUUGGAGCUGCUUGUUUAUAUCUGCCAUUGAACAGCAGUUCCUAUGCGUCAUGUGUUGCUGUGCCAGCUGAUGCAUCCAACUGCCAUUAGGGCCCCGGCCUGUCGACUGCCUGUUUGAACCUGUCUCUAUAUGAUAAAAGGUGUGCUUUUCUUCUAAUGCUUGGGGAAGAUUUAGUAUCAAUAUGUUGUUCUUAUGGAUCGUUUCGGGUGAUGAGGGAUUUGAGUUUGUAUGUUGUUUGGGCAGUUCGGUUGGGGUCUGCUCUCCUUCCGGACGACGCAUUGUAUUAUUUCAUUUAUUGUAAGCUUGUGAUGAGAGUUUUGAUAUUAUUAUGGGAUUUUGGAGAUGUAAAAUGUAUUUAUAUAUAUUCCAAAAUGAGGCUGAAGUGAACAAACGGUAGCAGUGAUGCUCAUCUUGCAAAUGUUUUGUACCAUUACAGUCGUGACCUUAACUUUUAUAAAUUAUCAUUUUGCCUGUAAAACAGAAAGAGAAUUAUUGAU
Messenger RNA from Sesamum indicum (sesame), 1658 nucleotides. Its product is annotated as KH domain-containing protein At4g26480-like. Gene Ontology annotation, molecular function: mRNA binding. Lineage: Eukaryota; Viridiplantae; Streptophyta; Magnoliopsida; Lamiales; Pedaliaceae. Gene Ontology annotation, cellular component: nucleus. The record is from RefSeq and is a predicted model, not a curated record. Gene Ontology annotation, biological process: regulation of mRNA splicing, via spliceosome.